ACUCGCUUGCCAUUCGCACGUCAUCGUCCUCAUCCUCAACGUUCGGCCGGAGGCGAUCGAAGCCAGAUCCAGAAAAGGGCCCUGCGGCGGGCGACGGCAGUCGAUCGCCACCGUCGCUCGCAAUGGCUUUGGCGCCGCCCGUCGUUGCCACCCUCUGCCCUUCCUUCUUCGCCUCCCCCUCCGCCAACCCCCGGCUCACCUUCCCACCUAAUCCACCGGCGAUUCGCCACCGUCCUCCCGCCUCGUACCCCCGCGUUCGAGCCCUCGACCUGGACCAGGACACGCUCGUCGCGAUCUCCGUGGGGGUUGUGAGUGUUGCGGUGGGGAUUGGUAUACCCGUGUUCUACGAGUCUCAGAUUGAUAGUGCUGCUAAGCGGGAGAAUUCCCAGCCUUGUUUUCCUUGCAAUGGAUCCGGCGCUCAACAAUGCAGAUUUUGCACUGGAAGUGGCAAGAUCACUGUAGCAUUAGGAGGUGAAAAUGAAGUCUCACAGUGCAUCAACUGUGAUGGUGCUGGUACCUUAACCUGCACUACUUGUCAAGGCACUGGAAUCCAACCGCGAUAUCUUGAUCGAAGAGAGUUCAAGGAUGAUGAUUGAUGCCAUUUCUUCCAGUGACUGAAAAAGUGAGGGCGUGAUUUAGUUUGAAGGCCAACAUAACAAUGCAACAGAAUUCAUAUAUAUUCUAGUAUAAAAAUAUAUGCCUUUGUCACUAUUUUAUCUCUUUUUGUGCAGCCUUGAAUGUAACUCUUUUCUCUAAACAAAUCAUUCUUUUUUUCAAUAUCGUAAUCCAGAGGUCAUACAUAUAUAUGAUCUUUUAUGCAGUAAAACAUUAAAUA
Molecule: messenger RNA, 835 nt
Organism: Zingiber officinale
Lineage: Eukaryota; Viridiplantae; Streptophyta; Magnoliopsida; Zingiberales; Zingiberaceae
Product: protein disulfide-isomerase LQY1, chloroplastic-like
Exons: 5
Coding region: 123-596 (157 amino acids)
Source: RefSeq, a predicted model, not a curated record